AUUAUAAACAAAAUGGCAGCAUAGAUUUCAUCUCCAGCUCAACCAAAAGUUUUUAACGUGUAAUUCGUGUAGUGUAUCAGUUACGUGAUAACAGUUCUUAAUUUUGUGGUCAAAAAAACGGUGCAUGAAUGCUUUGUUCAAACGUGGAUAUGUCUGGGAAAACAACAAUCAAAGGGAACCCUUCAAUGUACGUCAAACUAAACGUUGGGGGUUGUUUGCAUUACACCACUAUAGGAACAUUAACCAAACAUGACACAAUGUUACGGGCAAUGUUCAGUGGAAGGAUGGAAGUCCUAUCAGAUUCAGAUGGAUGGAUUUUGAUUGAUAGAUGUGGCAAGCAUUUUGGCACAAUUUUAAAUUUUCUGCGAGAUGGAAGCGUCUCAUUACCAGAGACCAGUAAAGAGAUUGCUGAAUUGCUGGCCGAGGCUAAGUAUUACUGUAUUGCAGAACUAGCAGAGUCAUGUAACAAAGCGAUAUUUAAAAAAGAAAGAGGUGAACAUGAACCUAUAUGUGGAGUUCCCCUAAUAACAUCCCAAAAGGAGGAGGAAAUGUUAAUCAGCUCAACAACAAAACCUGCCAUUAAACUACUGAUCAACCGGCACAAUAACAAGUAUUCUUAUACAACCACAUCUGAUGACAAUUUGCUUAAGAACAUCGAAUUAUUUGAUAAAUUAUCUUUAUGGUAUAACAAACGUGUACUGUUUUUAAAGGAUGUUAUCAGCACCAGUGAAAUAUGCUGCUGGGUAUUCUAUGGACAUGGCAAAAAAGUGUCAGAGGUAUGCUGUACCUCAAUCGUUUACGCCACCGACAAAAAACACACUAAAGUCGAGUGUCCGGAGGCCCGUAUCUACGAAGAAACGCUCAACAUACUGCUGUACGAGAGCCGAAACGCCCCCGAUCAGGAGUUGAUGCAGGCGACCACCUCGAAGCCUUCGAUCAGCGGCAUGAGCUCGUACACCAGCGACGAGGAGGAGGAAAGAACAGGUCUCGACCGGCUCCGUUCGAACAAGUCCAACAAUCAGGCCUAGUAGCACGAGAGGGGCGGGAGGCGGCUCACGUUGGUCCGCCGCAACGUUUUCUACUGAGGUGUUGUUGCGCGGCAAGGUCGGAAGGGUGGUUCUGCGCAGACGACCGAGGCCUGCCCUGAUUGAUUGUUUUUUUUGUGUCUUUUUUAGAAAGAUUAGGGAUUGUUCACGAAUUGACUUUUGAACUAGGUAAAUAACACUGAUAACACCCAAAUAUAUUACAAUUUUUAUAUUUAGUCCACCUUGUAUGUAUAAUAUUUCGGGCAUUAUUGAUAUUUAUCAGUUGGAAACUGGUGAGUUAAAUCCUUGUAUUUCCAACAGUUUGGAAAUUAAUGUACUAAUAUAUCAUUAUUAUACUGUGUAAUGGCCAUAGCUCUAUAAAUAAACGUUAACAAAUGAAAUUGUCUAAGGCCUAUUUUGGCCUCAAAUUGUUACAUCGUAAAAUACAAAAUAUUUAUGAGAUGAUAUUCUCUUUAAGAAUAGGCAAUUUGACUUUAACUAAGCAGGGUAAACUGUGUUUAAUGUUAUUUAAAUAUAAUUGUAGUACAUAUUAUCCAGUAAAACAACUAAGAGUUUUAUCAAUUGUUGUGUGGGUGUUUUAAAAUGUAUGGAAUCUCUCGUUCUUAUACGAAAGACUGAAAUGAUAUGCCAGAAAGAGUUUAUAUUGAAUAUUAAGACAUAGACAUAUAAAUCGAAAAAUUAUAGAAAUAGUAAAGUGCAAACAUAGUCAUAAUUCUGUUAAAUUAUAUUCAGAGUAUAAAAUAGUAUGACUAUUAUCUAGACUGUAUAUUCUCAUAAAUAGAUAGUUAUAAUGUUUAUUAAAUGUUAAUAACUUUCAAGUAAUGUUUGUACUUAUUUCCCAUGGCUUUUGCACUAGUACUGUUAAUUAUUGUACGUUAACGAUUAUAUUUUUAGAACUCUGUUCAAUGUGGCUUUUUGGCAAUAUCUUUAUUUAAUCAUCCUGUGCGUUGUAUCAAUAUAUAUUCAAAGUAUUUAUAUGUGUUCACUGACUUGCAUAAAUUAAUUGUAUUUCUAUAAACGUCCUUGUUUUAUGUACUUGUGUAUAUUUUCACCACUGCAGUGUAAAACCUAUUGUUCUGUGAUUUUUGAUAUUGUAUUUUAUUAAGACAUUUAAUAAUGUUAGAAUAUUCUAAUUAUAAAAUUGUCCAGAUCAGACAAUAAAUGCUGUAGAAUUAAAUGUAGAAUUACUUCUGGGUGGUUUUACAAUUCGGAAUAUUCCAUUUAAAUAAAUAUUUUUAUCAGUU
This is a messenger RNA of Aethina tumida (small hive beetle), 2290 nucleotides long. Its product is annotated as BTB/POZ domain-containing adapter for CUL3-mediated RhoA degradation protein 3. The coding region runs from base 129 to 1028 and encodes 299 amino acids. Gene Ontology annotation, molecular function: protein binding. The transcript is spliced from 4 exons. NCBI's taxonomy places the organism in Eukaryota, Metazoa, Arthropoda, Insecta, Coleoptera, Nitidulidae. The record is from RefSeq and is a predicted model, not a curated record. Gene Ontology annotation, biological process: protein homooligomerization.